CCGGCAGCCGCACUUCCGGGCGGGUAGGUAGGGACGGGCCGGGUUGAGGCGAAGCCGCUGCAGGGACCGCGGAUGGCGCGGGGUCCCCCGGGAGGAGCGGGGCGGGAAGUACCGGUAUAUUUUCAUUUGUGGCGGUAAAAUAAUAACUUACCGCCCUCAUUUCUGCGCCCACGGAGCUCCCUCAGGUGGGAGUAUGAGCGAGUUCCGCAUUCACCACGAUGUCAACGAGUUGCUCAGCCUGCUGCGCGUACAUGGCGGGGAAGGAGCCGAAGUCUACAUCGAUCUUCUGCAGAAGAAUCGAACGCCGUACGUUACCACCACUGUCUCUGCACACAGCGCCAAGGUCAAAAUAGCAGAGUUUUCUCGAACUCCUGAAGAUUUUUUGAAGAAGUAUGAUGAGCUGAAGUCUAAAAAUACAAGACAUCUAGAUUCUUUAGUUUAUCUACUGUCAAAACUCACAGAAGACAAAGAGACACUCCAGUAUUUGCAACAAAAUGCUAAAGAAAGGGCAGAACUUGCAGCAAGUGCAGCAACCAGCGGCAGCACAAAUUUUUCCAUUCCCUCGUCUACUUCCAAGAUCUCUCUGCAGGAGCUGGAGGAGCUACGCAAGCAGCUGGGCAGCGUCGCAGCCAGCGCCAGCCUACAGCAGCCUCUUGAGCUUACACGAAAAAUCCUCCGAGAUAAGCAGAACAAGAAGAAUUCUGGUCAGCCUAUUCCAGUAUUUCCUUCCUGGGUGUACGAGAGACCAGCACUUAUUGGAGAUUUCUUAAUUGGCACCAGUUUAAGCACUGACACAACGGUACCUAUAGGUACUUUGCCAUUAGCCUCCCAAGAAUCCAUGAUUGUGGAGGACUUGUUGUACGUUCUGAUUGGCGUGGAUGGAAGAUACAUCACAGCGCAGCCUCUCGUAGGCAGGCAGAACCGAGCAUUUUCAGUUGAUCCAAACUUGGACUUGUCCAUCAAAGAGCUGGUGACCAGGAUUCUUCCUGUAGCAGCAAGUUACUCUGCUGUCACCAGGUUUGUAGAGGAGAAGUCUUCCUUUGAGUACGGACAGGUAAAUCAUGCUCUGGCUGCUGCUAUGCGGACUCUGAUCAAAGAAUACAUGAUACUUAUUACCCAGCUGGAACAUCUUCAGAGACAGGGACUUCUGUCACUGCAGAAACUCUGGUUUUAUAUCCAGCCCACAAUGAGGACACUGGAGAUUCUUGCUUCACUGGCUACAUCUGUGGAUAAAGGGGAGUGUAUGGGAGGAUCAACCCUGAGCUUACUCCAUGACAAGACUUUCAAUUACACGGGAGACAGCCAGGCCCAGGAGCUGUGCCUGUACUUAACCAAGGCAGCCAGCGUGCCUUAUUUUGAAAUUCUGGAAAAGUGGAUAUAUCGAGGCAUCAUUAAUGAUCCAUACAGUGAGUUCAUGGUGGAGGAACAUGAGCUGCAGAAGGAGAAGAUUCAGGAGGACUAUAACGACAAGUAUUGGGACCAAAGAUACACCGUUGUUCAGCAACAGAUUCCCUCAUUCUUGCAGAAAAUGGCUGACAAAAUACUAAGCACAGGGAAAUAUUUAAACGUUGUGCGAGAAUGUGGACGUGAUGUUACCUGCCCUGUAGCUAAAGAGGUCAUCUAUACUUUAAAAGAGCGAGCGUAUGUGGAACAAAUAGAAAAAGCUUAUAACUAUGCUAGCAAAGUUCUUCUGGAUUUCCUAAUGGAGGAGAAAGAGCUGGUGGCUCACCUAAGAUCUAUAAAACACUAUUUCCUGAUGGAUCAAGGGGACUUUUUUGUUCACUUCAUGGAUCUCACGGAAGAAGAACUUAAGAAGCCUGUAGACGACAUCAUAACUACGAGGCUAGAGGCUCUGCUUGAGUUAGCCCUGCGAAUGAGCACAGCCAACACAGAUCCCUUCAAGGACGAUUUAAAGAUUGACUUAAUGCCCCAUGAUCUGAUUACGCAGCUCUUGAGAGUGUUGGCCAUAGAAACAAAGCAGGAGAAGGCCAUCAUCAGUGCAGAUCCCACAGAGCUCACUCUCAGUGGUCUGGAAGCAUUUUCCUUUGACUACAUUGUGAAAUGGCCUCUGUCCCUUAUAAUAAACAGGAAAGCGCUGACAAGAUACCAGAUGCUUUUCAGACACAUGUUCUAUUGCAAACAUGUGGAAAGGCAGUUGUGCAACGUUUGGAUCAGCAAUAAGACGGCCAAGCAAUUCUCCCUGCAUUCAGCUAAGUGGUUUGCUGGUGCUUUCACACUGCGGCAGCGGAUGCUGAAUUUUGUACAGAAUAUCCAGUAUUACAUGAUGUUCGAAGUGAUGGAGCCAACAUGGCACAUUCUCGAGAAGAACCUGAAGUUGGCAUCUAAUAUCGACGAUGUCCUGAGCCACCACACGAGCUUCCUGGAUAACUGCUUGAAGGACUGCAUGCUGACCAACCCCGAGCUGCUGAAGAUCUUCUCCAAGCUGAUGUCUGUCUGUGUCAUGUUCACAAACUGCAUGCAGAGGUUCACCCAGAGCAUGAAGCUGGACAGUGAGAUGGACCGGCUCACCUUAGAGCACGGCACGAUGCUGGGCCCGCCAACGGAGGAGGAGCGUGCCGAAGAGACUGCCAAGAAGAAGCUGACUAAUAAGCUUUUAGCAGAGCAUGCUGACAACUUUCACCUGACUUCUGGCUUCGAAGCAACGAUCAACAAGUUUGAUAGCAAUUUCUCAACACAUCUGCUGGACCUGCUGGACAAGCUGAGUGUUUACAGCACCAACGACUGUGAGCACAGCAUGCUCAACAUCAUCUACAGGUCACACAGGGCAUGGCCAACACAGUGUUGAAGACCAAGUCGUGUGCACUCUCAGUACGAGCGCGUCCUGACCCUAGAGUCCUUGAGUCUUGCAAAGAACUCGUGGAGAUCGACCCAUUGUCACCUUAUUCAAGACGUCAACAAUGUCAAGUCCUUGACUGGUCUUUACAUGAUGCAACAGCAAAAGUCCUGCAGGCUUUAGCACGUGUGAUGCCAGACACUGGUGUAAGGUGGUGUCCUCCUUCCAGCACUGCUCCUACACUUAGCGUGAGAGCUUCACCCCUUUCAUCAUGGCCUCCCCACCUUUCUGUCAACUUCAUGCUUCUGCCAGCGUGGUGGGACAAGCUGAUGCUGUGCCGUGGAGAUUGGCUGCGUGUCUUGUUCAGUUGUGGGUGCACGGUGCCGUGGCCAGGAGCUGUCCUCCACCUUUGUGUUUCACAGACAGCACACGGCUGUUAGCUGUGGCAGGAGGUGACUGUGGAACCCCUGGAGCAAAUUCUUCCAAAUAUGGAGAGGUUGCUUUUACAACCGGUACUUCCUGCUUUGGGAGAAAGGAGAAGUGUGGUGAUUCAGGCGGCUUGUGAGAAAACAAAAUGUUUCCAUUAGUGGUUUGCACCGAGCUGCUACCAGCUCUUCAGAAGAAGGUCUGAGUCCUUUGCCCACUGGUAUCUGCAUCCCCUAGUUCCUCUGCAGAGGAAAUACUGGGUCUUUCUGCCAUUAGGGCUGUUGUCCCUGUCAUGUCCCCAGUUUGGACUGUCUGGGACCACGUGAGUCUUCACCAAGACAUUGGACAUGGCUGGACCAUUCCUGACAAACCAAGUGUCCCCACUUCCCUAACUGCAGUGCUGCAUGUUACCAGGCCACACGCAGCGUGUCUUUCCAUUUCUGCAGGCUGCUUGGUAACAUUUUAAAGCGUGGAAGUCCCACCACGAAUGCCCAGACGUGGCAUUUAGCUCUCAUUCAGUCUGUAGAGAUUCUUGGAUUGAGUCCUGGACUCUAUGGCAACAGGAACCCAAGAACCAGAAUGGAGACAGUUGCCAUCUGAAAGAACAUCUUUGACAGAAAGACGGAAGAGUUCAUAAGACAUAACAGUCUUCGUUUAACCUUUUUAUAUGACCGCUUGUCAAGGGUGAUAGUCAAUGUGUAAGAUAGGCUAAAAAACAUCUCUUAGUAUUCAUAAUUCUGGUACUGUGCUGUCAAUGACUGAGCUUAGAGUAAGUCCAGUAGGACAGAUGAAGUGAUGCAAACCCCAGCGAAUAAAAGUUCCAGCCAUAAAAGAAGAAACUGAAGUGUAAGCAGCGUCGGAGGAAGCACCACACAAAUUCUUAAGAGGUGGUUAUCAAAGAUCAUUUAACCCUAAAAGCACAGCUGAAAGGGAAGCCAUAAAAAUAUGCAAUUCGAGGAUUUUGUAAUAAGGCAACUUUAGAAAUGGAACAGAUCCUCAAAGCAAGGAUGUAAGUAAGUCCUGGCCUCAUAUUUGAAUCAAAGUUUGGUAAACGUGCCCGCCUCAGUGUCAGGUUUCCUUCCUACGACACUUAAGGGAUGAAAGAGACGUAAGCUUUUUAACCAGGAGAGAGCAACAGAUAAAUUCCAUCUGUCGAGGCUCUGUUUUCCACAGCCACCAAAAAAUGUCAAGGAACAAUUUGUUGCCGUUUGUGUAAGGUUGUUAAGCAACAUGCAAUUCAAAUAUUGUGCCCAUUCAUUUAGUAUUGGAGCAACUUAAUUUGAGAAAUGCAGAGAGUAACUUUUGUGUGAUUCACACAGCCUUAUACCGACUACUGCCUGGUGUUCCCAAGACACAUUUUUAAGAGCUGCACAUGUCUCAGCUGGGUUCAGAGUGCGGAGAUCUGCCUGAGGAAGAUCAGGGUGGUUUUCUGGCAUCGUUUUGGAUUAUCAGGGAGACAGGAUUGUGACAUUACUGAUGUUGCCCGCUUUGGAGAGGCCUUUACAAGUACCAGCAAUACCUUUGAUCUUGGCUGAGCAUCUUCCAGCUGGUUACUCGUCAUCUUGAAACAUGAAUCUGUUGAAAGGAUGCUUGUGUUAGCAAGGAGGUGGUGGUAAUGGCAACUACAAUGUGGCGUGGAACUUACUGUGGGUAAUAUGGUGGAUUUCGUACAAGAACCAGUACCGGAUUCAGUACCGGAGUUCAGCGGUGCUGAAUGCUGUUACAGAGCGGUGGUGGGAAGUGGCCAGGAAGGUGAGGAGCCCUCAGCCCUGGCACCUUGUCCCCGAGUGACACGUCUCCAGGGUGGUGUGGUCAAGCCGUGGCUCCAGAGAAGAGCUACGAGCAAUUGAUCUUUCCCGAUGUAUUUUGUACGCCCGUAAAGAACAGGGGGAACCUAUCCUGUUUUCAAGGGACACCUGUAACACCGGUGGAACGAAGCAGGUGUCCCCGUUGUGUCCACCCAGCCUGGGACAGUCCUGUGUGGGGAUGGCAGCUCUGGAGCUCCCUGUAGUGUGGCCACAUUCAGCAGAUGCCCUGGGAGAUGUUUCUUCUUGGGGGAACACGGCUGGGUAGGAGCAUGGCUGUGGGCAGUGACUGCGGCUGCUGGCAGGGCCUGUGCUCAGCACGUCCUCCGCUUCUCCCCACAGUGAGAGUUUCACACCCCUCAUUUCAGCCAACCUUCUCCUAGAAUUCAUCUGACCCUAUAAAAGAGUCAAUUUAUUUUUGCAUCUCCUUGCUGCCUGCGAGCACCUCAACGAGCGCGUGGGCUGCAGCUCUUGGAGCCCUCGGCAGCGCGUCGGUGCCGUGUGCCGCUCCCGGGAGGCGGCAAGCCGGCCAGCUGCUGAAACUGAUGGCUUUUUGUCCCUCAGGUUGGACUUCAACGGGUUCUACACAGAGCGCCUGGAGCACAUGUCGGCCGAGCGCAGCCAGAGGACAGCGCCCCUGCUUCCCCGCCUGGCCGUGCCUGCCCAGUGAGGCGCUGCUGCUGCCGCCGCCAUCCUGCUGGGCUGCCGCAUCUUCUGCACCGGCGGAGAACCGGGCACCAAAUCCCUUCCAACUGGGAGUGCUCGGUUGAGCAUUCUCUGCACUCACAGUGCAAGCUGGGAACGAACCGUGAGGCUUGUCGCAGAGAGACGGGGCAAUAUUCAGUCUCCUGAAAUGCAUGUAAUGGGUUUUCUCUUCUGAGAAGCUUUUGUCAAGUCCUUGUUUGUUUGUUUGUUUUACUACAUUGUAAAAUGAUGUAUUUGUGUGUUGUAGAAUAAAUUUAAAGAAACAAAA
This is a messenger RNA of Columba livia (rock pigeon), 5998 nucleotides long. It is a transcript of the gene TUBGCP2, whose product is annotated as tubulin gamma complex component 2. NCBI's taxonomy places the organism in Eukaryota, Metazoa, Chordata, Aves, Columbiformes, Columbidae. The coding region runs from base 194 to 2806 and encodes 870 amino acids. Gene Ontology annotation, biological process: mitotic cell cycle; meiotic cell cycle; microtubule nucleation. Gene Ontology annotation, cellular component: gamma-tubulin complex; spindle pole; centrosome. Gene Ontology annotation, molecular function: gamma-tubulin binding; microtubule minus-end binding. The record is from RefSeq and is a predicted model, not a curated record. The transcript has 18 exons.